Messenger RNA from Apis florea (little honeybee), 4214 nucleotides. RefSeq names its product pleckstrin homology domain-containing protein pruning defect 1 (gene prd1). Gene Ontology annotation, molecular function: kinesin binding. Gene Ontology annotation, biological process: regulation of protein localization; Golgi organization; lysosome localization. The record is from RefSeq and is a predicted model, not a curated record. Gene Ontology annotation, cellular component: endosome membrane. Lineage: Eukaryota; Metazoa; Arthropoda; Insecta; Hymenoptera; Apidae.
UCUAUUAUCUCUAAUCGGCUUGAUAGUUAAUACAAAUCCAAGACGGGUAUCGUAAAUAAUAAAAAAAAAUAAAAGAAAGACAAUUAUAAAGAGAAGUUUGAUAUUGGCGCCUGGCCUGCGCUUAGCUAAAAUCAAUGACUCUACCCGGCGAAUGUGUCAGUGCGACUUCACCAACGUCGCGUCGAAGCCGUUUCGUCUUCCUUGACUUCGACUUUUUCUUUCUUUUCCUUUGAAAUUCGUGUUACCUUAUGAUGAGAAUCAUGUAAGAUUAGAGAUCGAUAUGCCGAGUCAAGAAGAUAUGGACCUUUGUACCGAUAAGGUACUGUCCAAGGGAAGAAUACUUCAAGAAUUAACCAAAGCUGUCAAAUUGGUUUAUGCUCAAAGUUUAUAUGGCACAGUAGUCUUAGAUGGUGAUUCUUGGUUGGUCUACUGGUUAGAUAGAGCUUUACGCCAUGGAUUACGUGUAGAGAGACAUGGAUAUUGGGGCACAGCUCGUGAACUUAGUCAUCAAGAUACUGUUGUUGUAAUUCAUGCUCUUCAGAGUGUGUUAACUUCCAUUGGAAAAGGCAGGGCAUGGCUUUAUCACACUCUUAGUGAAGGCAGCUUUGAAAGUUAUUUAGCUUGCUUAUUACGAGAUACAAAAACAUUAAAAAAACAAUAUUUUCCACAUGCACUCGUUCGAGAUGCAGAUAAAACUAAUCAAUUAGUUAAUCUUCUUGCUGGUUUAGAAAAUGUGUCUUUCACAUUGCAACUGGAUGUCACAUAUCUGGAUAUUUGUAAUUACAUGCCUCAAAGACCUAUGAGUGUAAAUCCUUCUGGAACUAUAUUAUCAUUACAUCUCAGAUCCUCCAGUGUUUCUUCAAGUCUGGCUUCUCCAGGUGAUAGUGGAGUUGCUUUUGAUAGUGACAUGGAUCUUGCUAAUGAAACAGAUGCUAGUAGUUAUAAAGAGGAAGAUUUUCAUGUGGAAGAAAUUCCGAGGUAUCGGAAUAAUAGAUAUAAAACAAUAAUGAAUAACUGUAUAGAAGACAAUAAAAAUUUCAGUUCCAGUGAUUCUAGUGAAGAUGGAAAAACACCUACUCAAUCACCUGGAAUAGUUACCAAAUUUCAAACAACCAUAAUGACAAAAAGCGAUAUAGCAAAUCAAAAUUUAACCAGAAAACUUGAUGAUAAUGAGCUUAACUGUUCCAGUUUGGAUACUUUAAAAGAUUAUGAUUUUUACAGUAAGAGCUUAGAUGAGUCAAAGUUAGAUAAAUUAAGUAGUAAAAAUGAUAACGGAGUUAAAGACUUAAAUAAAAGAACUACGUAUUAUAACGAUGGUGGUUACAGCUAAAAGAAUAUUGAUCCUCGAAAUUCAUAUGUAAUCAAUAAUGAUACAAAUCUCUUAGAACUUAGUAUGACCAUUUCAGAUUGCGAAAACAUAGAACCUCCAUAUGGUAUUUUGAAUACUAUCAAUAUGAUUGAUGCUAGUAUUUUAUCAUCUUCUAGCUCAGAAGCUAUAGUACAACGUAGACAACGUAAAAAAAAACGCGGAGAAAGUAAGAAACGCGUUAGUUUUCAUGAAGAUAUCUUAAAAACUAUGAAAUUGGAUGAUGAUGAAAAUUAUGCAGAUUUUUCUAUGAGUUUUCUAAAACCUAAUUCAAUUCAAAAAAAAGAUACACAAAAAGGAAGAUAUAGUUGGUGUGCUCAUGGAGAUUCUCCUUAUAUUCAAAAGAAUGUUAAUUCCAGAAAUGUACAUUCAGAUUAUUAUUCCUAUUCUUCAUCAUCGAGUACAUUUGAUAGCGAUUGUGAAAAAAAAGGAUCGCCAAAGAUUUGUGAACAAUUACCGUGUCAGAACAAUUGUAAAUGUGCUUGUGGAUUAUCACUUUUAGAACGAGGUACUCCAGAAGGUCAAGAAGAUCCUGGAAAAGCACUUAGACCGAAAAUGGAAAUUGAAUUAAAAGAAAAUGAAGCACAAGAAGCAUAUAUUGUUGAAAAAGAAUAUGGAAAUAUCAUAGAAGAUCCUCCAGCAAAAGUUCAAAUGCCUUGUCCAUCUAAUUCGAAAAAAUAUUCUGGCGAUUGGUCAGACGUUGAUAGUACUACUACAUCAGAUGUAGAAGAACGUAGAAAUAGUAGACAUUUAGCUUCCCCAUCAAAGAAACGUAACAUUACAUCAAUAUUAACGGGAGAAAAUAGCAACAAAUUAUUGACUCCAUCUUUAAGACAAGCUCCAUCUAAAACAUCAUUAUUGAGUAGAUUUUUAAAAUCUAUUACCGAGAGAAAAUUUGAAGUUAAAAGAAGUAAAAAAUCACAAAAAACGAAUCCUUUAUAUAUCACAGGUAUUAAAACAACUUAUGAUUCUUUUAAAGAAUUUAAUGAUAAUCUGGAUCGAGAAAUACAAGAAAACGUAGCAGCGGAAAAACAAGAAUUUAGUGGAGAAAAAAUUAGCUUAAAAUUAAGAGAACUAUUUAAGAAACAUAUUUAUAGAGACAAAACAGAAGAGUUAUAUAAAGUAUAUAAAGUUAGAAGUUCAUAUAUGACAAAUGGAGAAAGUAAACCAAUGAUCGCUUUAUUAACUGAUAAAACAUUAUAUUUAACAGGUUCAAAAGUAGAUCAUACUUAUAGUAAUCAAUUCGUUAUUCCUUAUAACGAAUUGGAUGUUAUAAUGAUUGGACCAAAUGCACAAACAAUAUUAUUAUCUAAUGCAGAUUAUGAGAUGCAAUAUUUAUUUUCUACGGGAAGUUCCCAAACUACUUCAGAAUUAAUUUCUCACUUAGAAAUGGCUAUAAGGAGAUCUCCGAUAAAACCGAGGCUUCCAGCUGUUAAAGUAUUAAGUUAUGAAGAUAUGCAUAUUUUAAGGCAAUCACUUCUUUGUGAUACUGCUGUUCAUUCUGAUGAAAAGAUUGAACAUUACAAUCUUAUUUAUAUAGAAGAUGAACAUAUGUCACCACCUAGCACGCCAUGCGGUCCAACAAAAGAAGGUGAUCUUAUGUAUAGACCACAUACAUAUCAACAACUUCAUCCUAAUGCUCCAACUAAUCCAUGGGAAGCUGGAUAUUUUGUUCUUAAAGGUGGAGUUGUUUAUAUGUUUACGGAUGCAAGUCAACGAUUACCAAAAAGAGCCAUUCCAUUGAAAGGUGGUCUUUGUCAAGGAUGUCGAAGAAUUCCCAAUUCUCAUCGUCCUCAUACGUUUGAAAUACUCUUAAAACCGAAUAAGGCCUUUCAAUUUGCCGCUCCAGAUGAAUAUGUUGCAUCAGAAUGGUUACAAAGUUUCGUUCAAAGCGCCUCUGGAUUGUUCGAUAUUUCAGAAAAAAGAGAACCAUUGCCAUGUAGCCUUAUUACAACUACUAAACAUUUAGUAGCUAUGAAAGAAGUAUUUCCUGGCAAACAACGUGGACAAACGCUUUCUUGUGCUUCUGUAGAAGACCUCACAGCUUUCAGAGUACCAUUAACACAACAAUCUUGGUGUAUAUUGGAGUUUGCAUGUCGAGAAGUACAUGAAAGUAGUGGUGAUUGGGUCAUAUAUUUUACAAAUUAUACAGAAUUAUGUACCUUUAGAGAAAUUCUAGAAACAUUGUGGGCUGAUGCAAGUUUGGGUGAAUUUCCUAUGAUGACGCUUCCGCCAGAAGAUAAGCUUCAUCGACGUUGCUCAGAUGCCAGUAAAGAGUUAGAACUUGCAUGGCAAUAUUUAUUACCUUCAAUAAUUGAUUAAAUAAUAACGUGUAACGAUAGACAAUAGUUAUCGUAUUAUUCUAUUCAGGAAUAGAAAUUGAUAAAAUAUAAAUAUUUGAUGAACUCAUACAACACAGAUAUUACAACAAUCGAUAAAAUCGAAUAUUAUAUUAUAAACAAAUAAUCACACAAAAUUAACACUCUAUGUUCCUCGACACAAGAGUGAUAAAAUAUAAAAGAUUAUAUAACUAAAGUAUAAAUAUUUAGUAACACGUAAUGUCAAUGUGCUAAUUUAAUAAAAUGGUGCAAUAUCUUUUUAAUAGUAUAAACUAUAGUAUUUAUCAUUGAUAACAGCACACAGGACUGUAAUAUAUAUUAUGAUGAAUGCAUCAAAAAUCACUGUGUCACUUAACAUGGAUGUCUAUAUAAUCAUAUUUAAUCUGCAUUUGAAAGUGCACUAUAGAUACCAAAUGAUAGAUUUAAUAAAAUAAUAUUAAUAAAAUAACAUUAAGGCUUAGUGCAGCUUCUGUAAUGAAAGAACAUUCUAUAAAUUGCUUUUAAAGUAA